UAAAUGAAAUUUCAUUGCCAAUUAUGUUAGUUCAUGCACAUAAUUAAAUACUUAUAAAUAACAUGUGGAAUACAAGGUAAUAUGAUUCGAAACUAAUAAUUGGACAAGAACAAAGAAUCUUAAGUAUGUGAUUGGUCAAUGGUUAUGAUCUAAACAGAAUAUAGUGUAUAUACCUAUACGACGUAUAUUUUUCAAUAAUAUAUCUAAUAUCAUUAUUGAGAUUUUUUUCACAAAUACCUAUUGAUGUUUUCUUUAACGCAAGAAUACAUUAAUUUUCAAAAAAUGGAUUCAUGAUAUACAUAUUGAGCCCAGUUGGGGAAAAUUGUGCGAAUAUUUAAACUGCUCUAACCUGUGAUACAUGCAUGGUGUAUCAUCUCAUCCAGUACUAAUACUACACAUGCAGGCAUAGACAUCAUCUUUCUCAUACAGAAAGGUCUAGCUGAUGAAUCAAAAUUCCUUAGCAAAGCAUUUUUCAGCAUUAGAUAUUACUAAUAAAGUUUACAAGAGUCAAUUCUUACUAUGGAUCAAAUAAGAAAUUUCCGAGACUUUUUGCGUCUCUACAAUCAAAUCUCAGACACCUGUUUUACAAGAUGUACUAAUACUUUUACAACAAGGGACAUUGAAUUGGAUGAGGCGAAUUGUGUUGAUACUUGUGCACAAAAAUUCAUUCACACAAAUCAUAGAGUGAUGGAAGUGUACAUGGAAGUGCAAGCGGCAAUAGUUCAAAAAAGGAUUGAUGAAAUGAACGCUGCUCAAGCAGCGAUAGAAGCUAAAAGUGCAGAAGAACAGAAUGUCGAAGUUGUUAAAUGAUCAUUUUGAAACAAUUAUUUCUUUUUUAUAAUUUAGGACUAACUUUUAUUGUAUGUUAAUUGUAAAUAAAAACAAUAGCUUUAAUAA
Molecule: messenger RNA, 897 nt
Organism: Nasonia vitripennis (jewel wasp)
Lineage: Eukaryota; Metazoa; Arthropoda; Insecta; Hymenoptera; Pteromalidae
Product: mitochondrial import inner membrane translocase subunit Tim10 B
Exons: 3
Coding region: 520-810 (96 amino acids)
Cellular component (GO): mitochondrial intermembrane space chaperone complex
Source: RefSeq, a predicted model, not a curated record